Messenger RNA from Diatraea saccharalis (sugarcane borer), 1066 nucleotides. NCBI's taxonomy places the organism in Eukaryota, Metazoa, Arthropoda, Insecta, Lepidoptera, Crambidae. The record is from the annotation of a GenBank genome assembly.
UUUGAAAUGGCAUGUGUUGUAUGAUUUUUGGUGAUUUUCACCAUUCAAUGUAGUCUUUGCAUUCAAUUCUCGUGUUGACUUCUUAAAAAUAUAGGUUAAUAAGCCGAUGUUAAAAAAAGUUGGCAUUUAGUUAAAUUAAAAUUCGCGACAAUUAUUUAGUUUAUUAGAUUGUAGUCACCAUCGCAAUGGAUUAUAAUUACGAACAAUCUAGUGAAGUUGAAGCAUUGGAUUCUAUCUACUAUGGGGAUAUGCAGAUUAUAGAAAAGGAGCCUUUUCAUAAGUUUUCUAUACCUAUUAAAUCAGAAGGAUUUGAUGAUGGCGAGGGUUUGGCUUGUCAAUUAAUUUUUACUUACACAGCCAAAUAUCCUGAUGAGUUGCCCAUUAUUGAAAUAGACAAUGAAGAAAAUUUUGAUGAUGUUGUAGAGAAGAAGGAACUGUUAACACAUUUGGAGGACCAGGGUAAGGAAAAUCUUGGAAUGGUGAUGGUGUUCACACUUGUCUCUGCAGGACAGGAAUGGCUCAAUGAAAAAUGGGAUAAAAUAAAAAAAGAAAGAGAAGAAAAACUUCUAGCAAAGAUUAAAGCUGAUGAAGAAGCUGAAUUGAAACGGUUUGAAGGCACAAGAGUAACAGUGGAAUCAUUUUUAGCUUGGAGAAAACAAUUUGAAAUUGAUAUGGGCAUUCCUGCAAAAAGAGAGAGAGAGAUGAAAGAUAAAAACAAAUUGACUGGAAAGGAACUGUUCCUAAGGGACACAACUCUUAAUGAGUCUGAUCUUAAAUUCUUGGAUGAUGGAGAUGCAGUCAAAGUUGAUGAAUCUCUCUUUCAAGAUUUGGAUGACUUGGAUAUAUCUGAUGAAGAUGAUGCAGACUAUGUUCCUGGGCAAAGUGGUGGUGAAAGUGAUUAGCAUAGGAAGCUAGGCUGCCCAAAUGGGUGGCUAUGAUAGACCAAACAACAUUGCAAUGUGCAUAAUGAGUUUCAGUGAAUUUGUGUAGAUUUACUCAUCUGUUUUGAUAAAAAAUUUGUAAGAGACAAUUUUUUUAGAGGACCUACUUUCAAAACCCUCUAUAU